Molecule: messenger RNA, 988 nt
Organism: Quercus lobata
Lineage: Eukaryota; Viridiplantae; Streptophyta; Magnoliopsida; Fagales; Fagaceae
Exons: 1
Coding region: 142-882 (246 amino acids)
Biological process (GO): defense response to other organism
Cellular component (GO): plasma membrane
Source: RefSeq, a predicted model, not a curated record
GACUUCGAAAUCCAAAAAAAAAACAAAAAGCAAAAAACAAAAAAUAAAAAAUAAACAAAAACAUCAAAAACCUCUUUUAUUAUUUAUUAUACUCUGCUUGAAAUCCAAAAUAUUCUAAGCUUCACUCUCUCACUCACCACCAUGCAAAACCCUUCGAGACCAGCGCCGGCGGUGGGCUACCCACCCGCAAACGGUUACCCUCCGCCGCAAACCGGCGCCGCUUACCCUUACAACGCGCCUUACUACCCGAACCAACCCUACGCGCCGCCGUACAACAACCAGCCCUACCGCGCGUCGUCGUCACGCGCCUUCGUGCGCACCUUCCUCAUAGCGAUGAUCGUCGUCUUCAUAUCCAUGGGCGUGAUCAUCUUCAUCCUCUGGCUCGUCCUCCGCCCUCGCCUCCCUGAGUUCCGAAUCGACUCGCUCUCCCUCACCAACUUCUCCACCUCCAACACCUCCGUCUCCGGCAACUGGAACGCCCGGUUCUCCGCCUACAACCCUAACAAGAAGCUCUCCAUCUACUACGACGCCGUUGACUCCAUGCUCUUCUGCAGGACCGAGUUCGUCGCCGAGACCCGAAUCCCUCCCUUCAAACAGUCCAAGCGGAACCAAACCUUCGUCGACGCUUCCUUCGCCGCCAGAGACGCCUACGUGGAAAGAAGGGCGCUCGGCGACAUCAACGCGGACAGGACACGUGGCACGCUCUAUUUCAACGUGAAGCUUCUGGCUAGGGCUGAAUUCAAAACUGGUGGUUGGAGAGCGAGGAAUAAGAUUGUUAGGGUUUGGUGCCAAUCUUUGCCUGUUUCUAUCUCUUCCUCAAAUACCAGUGCCUCCGGGUCAGGGAAGCUCGGGGCACCAAAGGAUUGCCAGGUUGGUCUGUGAGCUCUAAUUCGCUUUGUAAUAGUUUUAGUCUUUAGUUGAUUUGGGCUCACUUGGAUUAAUUUCAAAUAAAUUUAUGAUACGAGCAAUCAAUGGUAGUUUACGUGUA